Messenger RNA from Danaus chrysippus (African queen), 3573 nucleotides. Lineage: Eukaryota; Metazoa; Arthropoda; Insecta; Lepidoptera; Nymphalidae. The record is from the annotation of a GenBank genome assembly.
AUGCGCGCGCGACUCCCGCGGCCCACGCCGCUGCUGCUCGCCCUCGCCCUCGCCGCAGCCCUGCAACUAGCGGCGGGGGCGGGCGUGUUCGAGCUGCAGAUCUUGGAGUUCUCCAACUAUCGCCUCCAGUUGUCAUCGGGCGCGUGUUGCGGCGGCGGGGCCGCGCCCCCGGCCCCGGCCCCCGGAGCCCCCGGUGCGGGCGGUGCCUGCGGGCAGCCCUGCCGCACACGGUUCGCUCUCUGCCUCAAGGAGUACCAGUCGGCCGCGGCCCCCGGCGCCUGCUCGUUCGGCCGCGCCUCCUCCCCCGUCCUAGGAACAGACUCCUUCACUCUCUCGGACCCCCUCCACACACUGUCUCUCCCUUUCUCGUUUCGAUGGACCCGCUCGUUCACACUGAUACUUCAAGCCUACGAUGACUACAACUACACAGACCCCGAAGAGAGCGGUCUGAUCGAGGAGGCCUGGUGGUCGGGCAUCGUGGAGCCCGGGUCGGAGUGGCACGCCCUGAGGCACGCGGGCGCCGCGGCGGCCGUGGCGUACCGGGUGCGGGUGCUGUGUCAGCCCAACUACUACAACACCACCUGCACCACCUUCUGCCGGCCCCGGGACGAUAAGUUCGGUCACUACGCCUGCUCGCCCGCCGGGGACAAGCGCUGCCUCCCCGGCUGGCAGGGAGAUAACUGCGAGAAACCUGUCUGUAAGGAAGGGUGUCAUCCAACCCACGGCCGGUGUGACAAGCCUGGUGAAUGUUCUUGUCGUCCGGGGUGGCGAGGCGAGCUGUGUUCUCAGUGCCAGCCGUACCCUGGCUGUAAGCACGGCUACUGUAACGGCUCCUCGUGGGACUGUACGUGCGACACUAACUGGGGCGGUAUACUGUGUGAUCAAGAUCUCAACUACUGUGGAACCCACGAGCCCUGUCAGCACGGAGGUACGUGUGAGAACACAGCGCCCGACCAGUACCUGUGUACCUGCGCCGAAGGCUUCUCCGGCGUGGACUGCGAGCGAGUGGACAACCCGUGCGCCCCGCAACCCUGCGCUCACGGGACCUGCUCCCUGGGGCCCGCGAACACCUCCCCGGCCUCACACGCCGCGCCCGCCGGCUUCGUCUGCUCCUGUGACCGAGGCUGGACCGGCCCGCGCUGUGACGCCGACGUGGACGACUGUGCCAGUGGCCCGUGUCACAACGGCGGGGUAUGCCGGGACAGACUCGACGCCUUCCUCUGCGAGUGUACCGCCGGCUGGACCGGAGCCACCUGCACCGAAGAUAUAGAUGAAUGCGCGGAAAAUAACGGAGGGGCGGAGGGUGCCCUGGGGCCGUGCGUGAACGCCGCGGCCUGCAACAACUCGGCGGGAGGCUACUCGUGCACAUGCCUCGCGGGCUGGACGGGCCGGGACUGCGAGCUGAACGUGGACGACUGCACCGGCCAGUGUCUCAACGGAGCCACCUGCAUCGACCUCGUGGACGACUUCCACUGCGCCUGUGCCGCGGGCUACGCUGGGCGGACCUGUGCUCGAGACGUGGACGACUGCGCCUCACGACCCUGUCGGAACGGCGGUGAAUGCGUCGACCUGCUGGACGCUUACCGCUGUAUUUGUCCAGUCGGCUUCUCCGGUACCGACUGUGAAGAGGACCGUGAUCACUGCACCGGCUCGCCGUGCGCCAACGGGGCCACGUGCUACACCGCACAGAGCGACUACUACUGUCACUGUUCGCCUGGUUGGACCGGCAAGAACUGUACGCAGCGGGCUGCGAGGGAACAACUGGAUGAAUGUACUCCAAAUCCGUGCAGUAACAAUGGAAGCUGCCUACCGAGCCCCAAAGGAUUUACUUGUAUUUGUGUUGAAGGAUUUGCAGGCGAGACCUGUGCUAUCCGUGAGGAGACUCGCUGUGAGCUCGUGUGUGUCAACGGCGGCUCAUGUGUCCGCGGCCCGCUCCCCGCGCCCGCUGGUGGCUCUCUCGCCAACCAUCACUGUGCUUGUCCGCCAGGCUGGGCCGGUGCCCUCUGCGAUCUCCCCAUAUCUCCGCCGGUAGCUCCGGUCGCAUCCGUUCCAAUGCAGACAGCCAUAAUCCCCAUCACUAACGCGGGUAUACCGUGUUCUUGUCUCCACGGCGGGUCUUGUGUGUCCGUCGGAGGAGCAGGUACAUGGGCGUGUGUGUGUCGCCCCGGCUGGAGCGGAGCGCACUGCGAGCGAGCGGCGGACGGUUGCUCCUCCAAUCCGUGUCGUAACGGAGGUCGUUGUGUGGGGGGCGCCGGCUGGUGGACGUGUGAAUGUACCCCGGGCUGGUCCGCUCCUGACUGUUCGUCUCCGUCCUGUGACCCCACUUGUCCUUCGCCUGCAGUCUGUACAGCAUCGGGCGCGAUCGCGAGAUGCGUGUGUCCGCCUCCGCCAGCUCGACUAGCCAGGCGGUGUCUAGAAUUGGUUGCAGGACUUGGAGAAGAAAGUGGCGAAGCAGCAGAUGGAAAUGAAAGUGGUAGCGAAAGUACUGCCGAAGCCAGCGAUACACCUGGGGCGUGUGGUGCAGACAACGGCACCUGGUGGUGGGGCUGCAACGCCUGUCGCUGUGUGGGAGGAGCGCCCUCGUGCACCAGGCUCUGGUGCGGAUUACCCGACUGUCUCGCUCCCGCCGCACUGCCUUGUAGGACUGAUGAGGUGUGUGUUCCGGCCGCACCUGCCUUGUGUCUACGUCCACCUUGCUCCCCACUGGGGGAGUGUCGUCGUGUAUCAGGUCGACGUGUAGAGCCUCCAGCGUUACCUGCGCCGGCCGCUUGUUGGCCUGGAGCUCGUACCUCCCCGCCUCCCGGCUGUGCUCGUGCCGAACUGCGUCUUGCUAGAGAGCGUCUAGCUCGAGGCGCACACGUGGAGCGGGCGUGCGCAGCGCUCCGGAGAGCCCUCGCUGCAGCGCUUGCAGACCGAGCUCCCCCCGCGCCGCCACUUACAUUACUUUGUGAUCUUGCUCCCGAUGAUGACGAUGCGCUGGACCUUGCACUCUGGGCGGGAGAGGAGGAUGACUCCGAGGGUGUAAGUGCUCUAGCGGCGGCCGUUCGUGUUCUGAGUGAGCUUAUAUCUCGUCGCCGAUUAGCACAUCAUGCUCUCCUCGCUGCAGCCCUGCGACUUCGUGUCGAGCACGGCACACCGACCCUGCCUCGCGCUGCAGUGGCGGAGGCAGCUGCUAACAGCAGUGGAACCGGAGGUGCCUUGUUAGCUCUGGCAGCUGGGGCACCUUUACUACUCUUAGGGGCGGCCGCCGGAGCAUUCCUUCUUGUCCGUAGACGGCGUGCCGCUGCAGCCGCUGCGAUCGAUGAACGGUCACGUUGCCGUGACGAAGAAAAGUCCAAUAACCUACAAAAUGAAGAGAAUCUGCGUCGCUACGCGAACCCUCUGCGGGAGGACCGGGUGCCGCGUGAGGUGGACGAGCUGCCUCGCGCACAUUCCUUGUAUAAGGCGCAAAAUGCCGACGUGCGGAACAACACGCCACCGCGGGAUAAAGAGUUGACGAAGCGCGUACUGCCGCCGCCGGAGCCUCCGCCCGCGCGUCACCCGCCGCCCGAGCGCCUCACCGUGCUCGUCUAG